Messenger RNA from Cladocopium goreaui, 804 nucleotides. The record is from the annotation of a GenBank genome assembly. NCBI's taxonomy places the organism in Eukaryota, Dinophyceae, Suessiales, Symbiodiniaceae.
AUGUUUCGCUUCGCUAUUCUGGUGGCCGGUGCAAUGGCUAUGUCAGACCCCACAGACAUGAAGCCAAGCUGUUCUGAAAGGGGCAAGGCUUAUGUCACGGCCGACAAGAUUAGCAGUGGCCCUGACGGCCUCUAUGUGAUCAACGCGAUAUCUUGCCAGCAGAGUUGUGCAGCGAACCCCACAUGUAAGAAAUUCACUUGGAAGGGGGAUACUACGCCACUAAAAGGUGGCUGCUGGCUCGUUUCAGAUGCUGAUGCGGAGGUCAGGGACGAUCCAAUGGCCAUCAGUGGGCCCAGACUUUGUCCCGCCGCCGCAUCCAGUUUCAGACGCUCUGGCCCCAUUGCCAUCUCCGAUAUGGGCAAGUCGGGAGCCAAGGAUUUGCAUGAUGCUGAUAGCCUGGGAGGCAAGGACAAGACACUGGUUGCUGGAGCUUCUACGGUGUCCAAACGCAGUGAUGCAGCCACCUUCCUCCUGGGGCUCCUUGCUAUCGCGGGCGUGGUGGGUGCAAUCUUUGGCAUAGCUGGUGCUACCUACUUCCUGGCUGCAAGGAAACCCAAGAAGACGAGAGCCUUGAAAGCAGCUCCUCAGGACGAGGAGCGCCCCAUCAUGGAUGAAACACCCAUGCCUACGACCUCAUCAAUGCCAUCAAUGCAAUCAAUGCCAUUUAUGCAGGCGCCAAUGCCGGUGCCAGCAGCCCUGACGGCAAUGCCCUCAGGCCCCAUGGCUCAGAUGCAGCCCAUCCAGUAUCCGCAGUAUUACCAGCCGCUGCAUAUCAUGCCACCGCAAUUUGCGGGGCAGCCCUAG